Molecule: messenger RNA, 1902 nt
Organism: Acanthoscelides obtectus
Lineage: Eukaryota; Metazoa; Arthropoda; Insecta; Coleoptera; Chrysomelidae
Source: the annotation of a GenBank genome assembly
UGUUGUCUCUAAAGCAAUCUUAUUCUAUGCUUUCACAUGUUCAUUUUUACAGGUUAUAAUUCAGUUGUUUUUUGGUUGGUGUCAACAUUGGUCGACAUUUCAAAAGUUCUGAAAGCUGGAAUAUUAAAAUUUUCCAUUUUUCACAUUCAGGAAUUAUGUCUGAAUCUUCUGUUAACAGAAAUCGUAACAAGAAACGAAAGAAGUCGUUCCUUAAAAAUGCGAGAAAGUACGCGAAAAAAGGAUAUUAUGGUAGGGGUUCUGAACUGGAUGCAGAUACUUACCAGUACUUCGUGAGGAUUAUGGAGGCCUACAGAGAGGGGUUUGAUAACGAUGAGGAUAAAAUUGUGUUUGUUAACAAUGUCUUUGAACAAACCGAAAAUUCAGAAAUAAAUUGCAGCAGAAAUCAAGUAGGAUGUCGUGUUAUAGAGGUACUACUUCCCUUUGCCAAUGAUUCUGUAUUGGCAAAAUACAUUGAAGCAUUUUGUGCAGAGCUCCGGCCUUUAUGCAACGACAGAUUUGCAAGUCAUGUUCUUGAAUCUAUGGUAGUUCAAGCAUGUAAGAGGUCAAAAGAUGAAAAAACCAAUUCAGAAAUGAGGACUUUGUUCACAGGUUUUAUACUUAAAGUAAGCAAAUUCUUACUCAAUAAUCUUGAGGAUUACAUAUGGGAUACUUAUGGCAAUCAUGUAACUAGAACUUGUAUAGAGCAACUUUUGCAAAUGGAAGAUAAUGAAUGUUCUGAAGUUUUGAAAGAAUAUGCUACAAGAUUGAUAGCAUGGCCUCAGUUCAAUGAAUUGUGUCAGACAGAGCUAACAUCGGGAUUUCUGCAAAUUCUGCUAAAGCACUUAACUAACGUAGAUAAAGAUCAGCUUAAAAUAUACUUAAAAAAACUUACAAAAGAGUCAUUCAAAUCUGAUGGACCUGAGACAGGAGGAUUUCCAAAAGUUUUUCUUUCAAAAUCUCUGAUCAUGUUGUUAGAAACUUCCAUAGAAUUAUGUAAGGGCAAAAUGUUUCAAAAGCUGUAUAAGCAUUAUUUUGCUGGAAGACUACAAAAGUUGGCAAUUACUCGUAAUACAAAUUUUGCUGUUCAGAAGAUCGUACAGCAUUGUCCUGAAAAGGAAUUAUUUGAAGAAAUAUUUGGAGAGCUAGCAGACCAUUUCAAAGAUAUAAUAGAAGCAGGACAUACAGGAAUAAUCCUUGCCUUAGCAAAGUCCUGUAAACGUCUUAGCACACUACAAGGGAGCUUUGCACAAAACUUGAUGAAAGCCUUGGAUUGUUUCCAACCUGAAGAGAAGCAGCAGAGUUUUAUCUUAUGUUUGGGUAGAUUUACUACUUUUGAUAAAACUAUAGAAAUGCCUACUGGAAAUAUCCACAAGGAAAAAUUGAACCUACAUGGAACUCUGAUAGUGCAAGAGCUGUUGAAUUUUAACAAACCUAUUAAAUUAGUAAACAGUAUCCUAAGUUUGGAUGCUAACGACCUGAAAAAUCUGUUUUCUAAUACUAUGGGAAGUCACAUUGCAGACUCUUAUAUGAAAGGAGAAUUUGUAGGUGAGAAAAGUAGAGAGAGGUUAGUGAGAAAGUUGAUGGGCUCAUAUCAAGAAUUGGCAUCUACCAAAUAUGGUUCAAGAAGCUUCGAGGCUUUAUGGAAUGGUGCUCAGUUGAAACUGAAAAUUAUGAUCAUGGAAGAAUUGUCUAAAAAGGAUGCCUCUUGGGCUAAUACACCAUUUGGACAGAUCAUUUCAAAUAAAGUGAAUCUAGCAUUAUUCAAGAGAAGUAGGGACGAUUGGAAGAAUUCUUUGAAUAAGGGUGAUAAAGCUGAGAAAAUACUAGCUGAUAUUUUAAAGUAAUAUAAAACAUUAUUUAAAGUUUGUUUUUCAAUUUCCCACUACCUUAUUAUAGCCUGGA